UUCUUUGCCCCCUCGACCCCCCUUUUUUCUCUUCGAUCGUUUUCUAGGGUUCCCUUUAGAGCUCCUCGUCGACGUCGCCUUCAGCCGCCGCGACGUGGGUUUCCUCGCUUCCGUCAUGGACGCCCAGAGAGCUCUCCUUGACGAACUCAUGGGUGCAGCACGAAAUCUCACGGAGGAACAGAAGAAGCGGUACAAGGAGAUCCGGUGGGACGACAAGGAGGUCUGUGGCGCGUAUAUGGUUCGGUUCUGCCCGCACGAUCUCUUUGUGAACACGAAGAGUGAUCUUGGAGCUUGCCCUAAAAUCCAUGACCCGAAACUAAAAGAAAGUUUUGAGAAGUCUCCUAGGCAUGAUGCUUAUGUUCCCAGGUUUGAAGCAGAGCUUGCACAGUUCUGUGAGAAGCUGGUGAUGGAUUUGGAUAGAAAAGUUAAGCGUGGUCGUGAUCGGUUGGCACAAGAAGUUGACGCAACACCUGCUCCAGUCCCUGCCGAAAAAUCAGAACAACUCUCUGUGUUGGAAGAAAAAAUAAAGAAACUUCUAGAACAAAUUGAGACACUUGGUGAAUCAGGGAAGGUAGAUGAAGCUGAGGCACUCAUGAGAAAGGUGGAUAUGCUGAAUGCCGAGAAGACAGCCCUGACCCAACAAUCAGCAAAUGAUAAGGCUAUGAUGCUUCCACAAGAGAAGAAGAUGGCACUAUGUGAGAUCUGUGGUUCAUUUCUGGUGGCGAAUGAUGCUGUUGAGAGGACACAAACUCAUGUAAGUGGGAAGCAGCAUAUUGGCUACGGCAUGGUCCGAGAUUAUCUUAGUGAGUUCAAGGCUGUGAAAGAAAAGGCAAAGGAAGAAGAAAGACUAGCUAGGGAGAAGGAAACAGAUGAGCGGAAGAAAGUGAAGGAUAAAGAUCAUGAGAAUAGGGUUAGAGAGCGUGAUCUGGUUGGAAGAGAGAGGUCUAGGGAGCGGGAACGUGAACGUGAUAGGUAUAAAGACCGGAGCUCCGAGAGAGAGAGAUCAAGGGAUUGGAGUGGAAGAGGAAGCAGGGAUGGAGGAAGAGGAUUGGAUCGUAGGCAUGACUAUCACAGGAAUGGGAGGGAAUCAGACAGGGACAGGUUCCGAGACAGGUCUGGAGCACGAAGCAGAUCCAGAUCUCCUGCCAGGCAUGGUUAUAGAAGAUCAAGAAGUCCAGUUCGACAAUACUAGCUGUUAGUAUAAAUAGUUUGUCAAAAAGUACUGAGAUCCAAGAGCUCUGUUGAAGUCAUGUGGUCAUCCAAUUAAAAGAAAAACAUUGAGGUAGGUAUUACUGAUCCCUCCUUUUUCUUAUAAAGUCAUUUUGAGCUGCAACUAUUAUAUCUUUCAUUUGUAUCUAUGGGCUCUUUCACAGAGUGUCAGAUUUUUUUUGUUUAGCAUUUUUUUUCAAUCAUAAUUAAGAUGACAGAUCCAAAAUGAUGACAUGAAUGGUGUGGCAAUGAAGAUGAUGAUUAGUAAUCAACCUAUAGAGGUAACACAUCAAUUCUAACUUCUUUUUUGGUACAGCUGUGCCUCUUAUAAAAUUCAAAAUUGUGGAGAUAUUAGGCCAUUGUAUUAGUUGUUUUAUCGUAGUUUGUAGAUAUUCACGUAUUAUUAAUGCUUGUAAAUGUUUGAUGCACUGCCCUAUGCAAACUCUUCAUAUUAUAGAUGCAGAGAGACUAAGUUUGAUUCCCUCUCUCUCUCUCUCUCCUCCCUGUCUUGUUCUUUCAAAAUGGCUUUGGUUCUUUUGAGCUGUAAAUAUUUUAUUAACUUUUGUAGUUUUGUAUUAGUUUGCUGGACCUACGAAGUUAAAAUGAAAAAAAAAGAAAAGAAAACAGCCUGUUUUCUGAUCAUUGUCUUACCUUCACACCUAGGAAUCUUGCCUUCUGCUUCUUUGUUGUUUUUCAUCUCAAACAGGAUUGGCCAUUGCUUUCUGGGAUACUUGUGAUGAUUGCUUGAUUCCCAUGCUUCCUGAA
This is a messenger RNA of Musa acuminata AAA Group (dessert banana), 1974 nucleotides long. RefSeq lists its product as uncharacterized. Bases 116 to 1192 code for a protein of 358 amino acids. Gene Ontology annotation, cellular component: U2-type prespliceosome; U1 snRNP. NCBI's taxonomy places the organism in Eukaryota, Viridiplantae, Streptophyta, Magnoliopsida, Zingiberales, Musaceae. The record is from RefSeq and is a predicted model, not a curated record. Gene Ontology annotation, biological process: mRNA splice site recognition. The transcript has 8 exons. Gene Ontology annotation, molecular function: mRNA binding.